AUGACGACAAGCGAAGAUCACGUAAGAGAUGCAGAGCUCCAAUAUCUCGUCAAUCCUUUGAACGGCAGCCAUUUAUCAGACGGCAUUGACGGAUCAAGUCAUGAUAAUCGCCCACCUAUCCCGGGACCAAGUUGCGAAAUCUACACCUUCACCGACGAAGUUAUCGUCCCCUCAAUAGCACCAAAAUCUCACCCUUAUCUCCUCGUCAACAUCGGCUCAGGAGUAUCAUUUUUCCAAGUCUCAGAAAACAGCCAAUGUCAGCGCAUCUCAGGCUCCUCAUUCGGCGGAUCAGCAUUAUGCGGCUUGCUCCUUCUACUCACGAGAGCCCGCACAUAUGACGAUAUGCUUGAACAAGCUGAGAAGGGUAACAACGCCAAUGUCGAUAAACUGAUUGGUGACAUUUAUGGGAUGGAUUACAACAGAAUCGGUAUGAAGAUGACAGCUGUUGCUUCAACUUUCUGUAAAGCCUUCAGCUUAGAGCAUAGACCUGACGCCGAGACUCAAGAGGCGGAAAAUCCCGUGCGGGAUAUCAAGUCGUUCUCGGAUGCGGAUAUCUGCCACUCUUUGGUCUUUGCAGUUUUUAACAACAUUGGUCAACUAGCCACGUUACAUAGCCGCAUCCAUGGAAACCCGGAUAUUUACUUCACUGGACCUUAUGUGCAGAACUGCCAGCUGCUCAUCAGAACCUUGUGCAUUGCAGUGCGCUAUUAUUCCCAAGGAGAGAAGAAAGCACAUGUUGUUGUCAACCAAGGCGAUUCGACUGCUUAA
Messenger RNA from Fusarium subglutinans, 768 nucleotides. Its product is annotated as pantothenate kinase. The coding region runs from base 1 to 768 and encodes 255 amino acids. NCBI's taxonomy places the organism in Eukaryota, Fungi, Ascomycota, Sordariomycetes, Hypocreales, Nectriaceae. Gene Ontology annotation, molecular function: pantothenate kinase activity; ATP binding. Gene Ontology annotation, biological process: coenzyme A biosynthetic process. Gene Ontology annotation, cellular component: cytosol; nucleus. The record is from RefSeq and is a predicted model, not a curated record. The transcript has 2 exons.